Molecule: messenger RNA, 2520 nt
Organism: Kalmanozyma brasiliensis GHG001
Lineage: Eukaryota; Fungi; Basidiomycota; Ustilaginomycetes; Ustilaginales
Product: JmjC
Exons: 1
Coding region: 1-2520 (839 amino acids)
Molecular function (GO): 2-oxoglutarate-dependent dioxygenase activity
Source: RefSeq, a predicted model, not a curated record
AUGUUCAGAGUACCUCCGCUCCCGCUUCAUCUCGACGCCUACCAAGGCUGGCGGCCCCUUGAAGCCGACCCGAGGAUCGUUCAGGUCAAGAGCAGCAUCUCGACCGCCGAUAUGUGGGCGCACUUUAUUAGCAAACGUCGCCCCGUCAUCAUCGACGGACACCCUCAAGAUGCCGACUGGAACGCCUCCAGAUGGUCCGAUCUCGAUUAUCUCAGCUCAGUUGCUGGACAGGUGCCCGUCAAGAUCGAACCCGUUCAUCCCGCUGCAGGUCACUUUGGCACCUCGGUCAAACGAAAGAAAGUCAAAUUCGCCGAGUUCAUCGACAUUCUCAAAGAUUCAAGAGAUGCAGGCAAGUGGUAUCUCACCACUCAGUACGUCGAAGACGGAGAGCAGGACCAACCCAUCCCAUCGUCCUCAGCCAAACCCGACUCAGACCGCGACUUCGAAUCGGACGACAGCGAUAGUGAGCCGGAGCUUGACAAUGUGCUUCCGGCACCUACCAAUGCGCUUUCCAACGACUUCCCUUCCAAACCGCAGCUGCUUGGUAAUCUCGUUCUCCAACAGUGCAAUUUGUGGCUAGGCAACAGCAAGGAAGGCAAGAGCUCAGGGUUGCAUCACGAUUUUCAUGAUAACCUCUACGUCCUUCUCUCCGGCUACAAACGCUUUCUCCUCUUCCCACCCUCAGCGCAUCGCUAUCUUCAUCCUCGCGGCUUCAUCGACAGGGUGCAUCACAACGGUCUCAUCGUCUACACACCUCCUGGUGAGAUCCCAGCCUAUGUGCCCGUGCCUGGUCGCAAAUUGCGGCUACCCAUUCGUCCAGACGGUCUCGUGCCCUCGGAUGCCGCAAGAUGGCGCCGCAAAGCUCGUCUUCGCAUCAAGCAGGAAAUCGACGAACGCGCUGCCGCUGAUGCUGGCGAAGGAUCCCGCCUCAAGAGUCAACGCAAGGGCAAAGCUAAGCAGACCAGGGCGCAGGAGCUCGCAGAAGAAGCUCUUCUCCAAGCCGAAGCUGAGCUCCGCAUUUGUCGCAUGGACGAAGAAGGCAUUGACCAUGAAGCAGACACCUCGGACGACGAUGCAGACUACGACGAUGACAGCAACGCCGAUAUCGACGAUAUUCUCAGCGGUCUUGUGGAUUCCAACGGCAAUCAGCUCAUCAACACAUCCGAAGAAGAGUCAGACGAUGUCGAGGACGACGAGGACCGUGCGGAUGGCGAGGAUGACGACGAUGAUCAGGCCCGCCGGUUGUUGGACUCGCUUCCUGCUCCCAUGAAACCGAUCGGACUGGCUGCUCUUGCCGGCGAUGCGGACUCUGUCGACAAAUUGCGUGCAUACCUCGAAAGUGUCGCUGAGCCGGAUCGUCGUGACGCAGAACAGAGCUCCCGUUCAGAGGCCGACGAAUCUGAUGAGGACUCGGAUGGCGCUCAGCAGACGGACGGACAUAGCGCUUCGGAUUCUCGAGGGCAGUCGCGCUCGGAAGACGAAGAGACAGAUCCCGAUGCUUUGCUGUCACCAAUGGUCAACGGACUGUCCCGCAAACGCAAGGAUCUGAGCUCUUCGGAGCAAGGAGAAGAUGCCUCCCACGACGGGAAAGAAGCAGAGGACGAGUCGGACACUGUCGAGUCAGAUCAUUCGCGCAGUCCCGUCAAGCGAGUCAAAAUUGCCUUUCGUGUCGAUGACACUAACGCCGAUGAGCUGCAAUCUGGCCUCGAAGACACAGCGUCUCGGACUGAGCAGAGCGGCACCCCCGAGCAGGACUCAAUGUCGAGCGAAGGAGGGGACGAAGAGGAUGAAUCAGACGAACCAGGCUUCUUCGGUGCGGAUUCGGGCUCGGAGUUUGGAGACGUCGACGAAGGGGAGGCUGAGCUUGCCCGCCUCCUCGCAAUGGCCGACGAGAACUCCAAUGCUCAAGCAUCAUCUGCUGCAGAUGCGGACGAAGAGAACGAGCCUCAGAGCUUCUCGCGCAUUCCACCGCACGUCUUGCACCGCUGUCUCGGCAUCCCCGACGAUCCUUCUCGCCCUAUGCCGAGGGAAAGCAACGGAGCUGCCGGCUCGCGCACGAAGAAAACCCCAGCGUCAGAGCCGUACUCGCUCCCGCCGGAAUGUCCACUGCCGAUCGAAGUAUACCUCAAGCCAGGCCAGAUGCUCUACCUCCCCGCAAGCUGGUAUCACGAAGUCACAUCUUCGUCACUGCCGCCUCUGCACGAGCAGCAGAAUCCCGAUGAUCCGACAGAAGAAUCCAGCAAGGUGCACAUGGCACUCAACUAUUGGUUCCAUCCCCCUGAUGCGCUCGACUUUGAGCCCGCCCCGAGGCAAGCUUCGGCUGCAAAUGGGCAGGGUCGGACGUCGAGCGAUGUCGUCGUGCCAGGCCUUGGCGUUAGCCUCGGCCAAAGCGCAAUCGAGAAUCUCGGCGCCGGCACAGGAACCUACGAAAGGCCGUAUCGCGAUGCCGAAGUCUGGGACGAGGUCGCGCAUGCAGUGGCUCAGCAAGUUCAGCUUGCGAGGGACAAUGCGAAGCAUUGA